AUCAAACGAACGUAUCAUAAGUGCAGUGGUCAAAAGAUAACAAAUUUCAUUAAUGGGUUCAUUAUCACUUGUGGUUUCGAGUAAAACGGACGUACAGAGUUUUUGAGGAAAGCUUAAUAAUUUACAAUGCCAUUGAUAGAUCCUGUAGUUUUGGUGCAUGGAGGAGCAGGAGAUAUUCCCGCCGAACGAGUAGAGGGAAAACUGGUGGGCGUAAAGCGCGCAGUCAGAAUCGGCUAUGAAAAACUUAGCACAACGGGCUGCGUUCUGGAUGCGGUCGAAGAGGCCGUUCGAAGCAUGGAGCUUGAUCCGUUUUUUAACGCGGGUUACGGUUCCGUUUUGACCACGGAAAUGGAGGUGGAAAUGGAGGCAAGCAUCAUGAACGGGGCCACACUGCAGGCCGGAUGUUGCUCGCUGGUUAAGGACAUUAUGCAUCCGGUAAGUUUGGCCAGGAGGGUUAUGAAAACUCCUCAUAAUUUUCUGGCUGGAAAUGGAGUUAUGCAGUUUGCAAAGGAGGAGGGCUUUGAUAUUCUUUCUCCUCCGGGACAACUCGUUACGGACUAUGCACGGGAGGCUUUAGAAGAGUGGAAGGAGGGACAGCGUAGAGAGAUAGAGUUUGCUCGAACAGAGAUAGGAUCUUCAAACAAGUACAACAAAGCAGAGGUCGGCACCGUUGGGGCAGUAGCCAUCGAUGCCAAUGGUAAUAUAGCCGUUGCGACUUCAACUGGCGGCAUCACUGGUAAGCUACCAGGUCGCGUUGGGGACACUCCGCUGGUUGGAGCAGGGACGUACGCGGAUAAUCGCGUUGGUGGCGUGUCAACAACUGGUCAUGGAGAAACUAUCAUGAAAUAUUGUUUGGCACACGAUAUUCUCAAAAGGAUUGACUUCCUUGGGGAAAAUGCUCAAGUAGCAACGGAAAACGCGUGCAAAGAAAUGACUGAAAAACUGACCGGUACCGCAGGUGCCAUCACCAUAGACUCCCAUGGCCAAGUUGGCGUUUCAUUUACAUCUCAACGUAUGGCUUGGGCCUACACCAAAGGAUCGACGGUUGCUUAUGGAAUCGAACAAAACCAACACCUUGAAGAAGCGUUACAGAUCUGAAACUUACCGAGAAUCCAAUCGGCGAUAUUUGUGACUGGACAAAAGACUGAACUUGAAGUGAUCAAACUGCCUUCCCAUGUUACGGUGCAUUUUCGGUUGUUUUAAUUUUAAUUACAAAGCACAUCAGUAA
Messenger RNA from Culex quinquefasciatus (southern house mosquito), 1228 nucleotides. RefSeq names its product probable isoaspartyl peptidase/L-asparaginase GA20639. NCBI's taxonomy places the organism in Eukaryota, Metazoa, Arthropoda, Insecta, Diptera, Culicidae. Gene Ontology annotation, molecular function: asparaginase activity. The record is from RefSeq and is a predicted model, not a curated record.